AUGUACGCCUCCAUCAUCAAGACCGCCAUCGUCGCCGUCGCCCUCGCCGGCAGCAGCGUCAGCGCGCGCCCGCAGGCCGAAUACCCCAACAAGUGCGGCGACAUGGUCUGCCCCACGGACAAGCCCCUCUGCUGCGGUGUCUACUUCGACGGGAACCUUGAGCUGGAGUGCGUGGCUGGCCAGACGUGCCCCCCGAUCCAGUACCCCUCCACCACCACCACGGCCGCCCCGCCUCCGGCGACCCCUACCUUUGGGCCCAAGUGCGGCGAUUCGUUCUUCUGCAAGCCCGGCCAGGUGUGCUGCACCCUCUACACCUGCGCGGAUACUCCCGACCAGUGCCCCAAGUAA
Purpureocillium lilacinum is the source of this 348-nucleotide messenger RNA. RefSeq lists its product as uncharacterized. The record is from RefSeq and is a predicted model, not a curated record. NCBI's taxonomy places the organism in Eukaryota, Fungi, Ascomycota, Sordariomycetes, Hypocreales, Ophiocordycipitaceae.